Molecule: messenger RNA, 1701 nt
Organism: Impatiens glandulifera
Lineage: Eukaryota; Viridiplantae; Streptophyta; Magnoliopsida; Ericales; Balsaminaceae
Product: F-box protein CPR1-like
Exons: 6
Coding region: 1-1701 (566 amino acids)
Molecular function (GO): protein binding
Source: RefSeq, a predicted model, not a curated record
AUGUCUUUGUUGCCGGAUGAGAUUCUAGCUGACAUUCUUUGCCGGUUGCCUGUCAAGUGUCUGCUCCGUUUAAGGUGUGUAUCUAAAUUCUGGCUUUCCCUAAUCAGUAGCUCCCAUUUCGUUAAAUUGCAUCUGAGCCGAUCAGUUCAAACCAAGAACAACCUCCGUAUUUUUAUGUGGAAAGACAAUAUUUAUCGGGUGGAUUUUGAUCCCCUCAACGAAGGCUUUCUUCAACCGGCGGCGGUCGAUUACCUUCCGUUGAGUUGUCCUGUGAUGUCUUUGAUUAUGGAAAUGCGUUUUUCAGAUUAUGAUUAUGAUGGUGGAAUUUUGCUUUGCGGGUCUUGUGAUGGUUUACUCUGCGUGUCAAAUGCCAUUUCCAUUAACACUGUCUUAUUAUGGAAUCCAUCAACGAGAAAAUCUAUAAAAUUGCCUUACCCAUUUGUUGAUCUCCGAGAUAAGUAUGACAUUGUCUACAACUGUAUUUAUCGAUUCGGCUACGAUAACACCAACGAUGAUUACAAGGUUGUGAGAAUUGUGUUUCAUUUAAACAUUUUUAAAGCACUCAUCUGUACCGAUUAUGAGUUGAAUGUUUAUAGCUUGAAAUCAAAUUUGUGGCAUACGUCAGAGACGUUUCCUCACUGUCCGAAGUUGGAGAGCUUCGGAGAUUCAAUAGUUAGUGGAGCUCUGCACUGGAUCUCGAUCUCGUCUGUGGAAUCGGAUACAGAAAAGAAAAUCUUGAUUGUUGCCUUUAAUCUUGGGACAGAGAAAUACCGAGUAAUUCCACCGCCAGAGUUUGUUGGACCUCAUUUUCGUUUAAAUUUGGAUAAUUUAAAUGGAUGUCUUUCGCUAAGUUGUCAUUACGAGUCAUCGUUUGUGGAUGUAUUUUUGCUAAAGGAAUAUGGUGGGGGAAAUGAAUAUUGGUCGAAAUUGAUUACAAUAUCACCAACAAAUCAUUUUGUAUCUUUUCACACUGUGAAACCUAUUACUUAUUCAAAAUGUGAACAACAGUCAUUCAAGGAAAUUAAGGAUCAUGGUAUGGAAGAUUUAUCAGAAGUACACAUUUGCCUUGAAAGUUUCGUCUCUGUCGAUGUUCCACCAGCUGAUGGACAGGAAAAAGACAUUGUUGGGCUCUUGGAGAAAACCACUGUUGGGGAGGACAAUGAAAAUGAAGAGAAGACAGAUGGGCUUUUGAUGGAGAUGGAGAAGAUAGUUCAAGAUGGGGAAAAAAAUUUCGAGAGAAAGAGGACGGCGUCGAAAGCUUUACUUAGUCCCUACAUCGUCCCUCGUCCAAGAAAGAAGACGAUUGUUCUCGAUCCUAUGUCGACUUGUAAUGAGCAACUGAGGAAAGAGUUCAAGAAAGAAUUUGCGAAAGGGGCUAGAUUUAAAAAUGUUCAACUCUCUGAUGGCAUUGGAGACCUUAAGUUCUUCACUACAAUUCUGAGGUUAAAUAAGUGGCUAACUGAUGUGGAGAUGAAUGCAGCAAUUUGUCUGCUAAGAGCAAGAGCAUUCGCCUACCCUAAGUCGUACCCGGCGGAUUUCACCAUCUUAGAUUGCCAGUUUGGCCCUUUGAUUACUUCAUACUAUGACGAUUUUGUUGCUGACUCGGUUGAUCCAGAAAAACCAGCUGGCCAUACUUUCUCUGAAGUCAUUUACCACUACCACUGGGGUUUGGUAACUGAGCCUGCUGUUUUGAGACUCUAG